Molecule: messenger RNA, 1593 nt
Organism: Haliaeetus leucocephalus (bald eagle)
Lineage: Eukaryota; Metazoa; Chordata; Aves; Accipitriformes; Accipitridae
Gene: CSGALNACT1
Product: chondroitin sulfate N-acetylgalactosaminyltransferase 1
Exons: 7
Coding region: 1-1593 (530 amino acids)
Cellular component (GO): Golgi cisterna membrane
Molecular function (GO): glucuronosyl-N-acetylgalactosaminyl-proteoglycan 4-beta-N-acetylgalactosaminyltransferase activity
Source: RefSeq, a predicted model, not a curated record
AUGAUGCUCCGACGAGGAUUUAUUCUGUUUCUCCCACGACUUGUAGGCCUGCUGGUGGUGGCCUGUUGCUUGGUGUCUAUUGUUUAUAUGUUGGCUUGCACACCCAAGAGUGACAGCCAGCAGCUUGCCUUGCCCAGGGUGCACAGUCCAACUGCAAAGGAGGGAUAUGAAGCCAUUCUGCAAGAGCGAGAAGAGCAACACCGCAACUACAUCAUCAGCUUGAAGAAACAAAUUGCCCAGCUGAAGGCUGAACUCCAGGGCAGGAGUGAGCAGCUUAAGAAUGUGCAGGAUCAGUACCCAGACCCCUUGGACAUUCAGCUUGACCACAGUAACCCAGAGAAGGCCCAGGCUAACCUGCUGGCUUUCCUCCAUUCCCAAAUAGACAAAGCAGAGGUGCACAGUGGCAUUAAGCUGUCCACAGAGUAUGCAGCUGUGCCCUUUGAGAGCUUUACCCUGCAGAAGGUGUACCAACUGGAGACAGGGCUGACGCGCCACCCAGAAGAGAAACCUGUAAGGAAGGAUAAGCGAGAUGAGUUGAUAGAGGUGAUCGAGUUAGCUGUUGGGAGUUUGAACAAUCCAGAGGGGGAAGGCAAUGCAAAACACCGUGUAUACACAGCCUCCGACUUCGUUGAAGGGAUCUACCGCACAGAAAAAGACAAAGGCACAUUGUAUGAGCUGACUUUCAAAGGAGAUGCAAAACAUCAGUUCAAGAAGAUUGUUUUAUUCCGGCCAUUUGGUCCUGUAAUGAAAGUGAAAAAUGAAAAUGUCAAUAUGGCUGACACACUUAUUAACGUCAUUGUGCCAUUGGCCAAGAGAGCCAGCAAAUUUCGGCAAUUCAUGCAGAAUUUCAGGGAAAUGGGCAUUCAGCAGGAUGGGAGAAUUCACCUCACUGUAGUUUACUUUGGAAAAGAACAAAUGAAUGAAGUCAAAUCGAUACUUGAAAAUACCUCCAAGUCAGCCAACUUCAAGAACUUCACCUUCAUCCAGUUGAAUGAAGAAUUUUCCAGGGGCAAAGGAUUAGACGUUGGUGCUCGAUUUUGGAAAGGAAACAAUGUUGUUCUCUUUUUUUGCGAUGUGGACAUAUACUUCACAGCUGAAUUCCUGAACUCCUGUAGAUUAAACACACAGCCAGGGAAAAAGGUGUUUUAUCCUGUUCUCUUCAGCCAGUAUAACCCCAGUAUAAUUUAUGGCCACCAUGAUUCCAUCCCACCUUUAGAACAGCAGCUGAUUAUUAAAAAAGAAACUGGAUUUUGGAGAGACUUUGGUUUUGGGAUGACUUGCCAGUACAGAUCUGAUUUUAUCAACAUAGGUGGCUUUGAUCUGGACAUUAAAGGCUGGGGUGGUGAAGAUGUACAUCUGUACCGCAAAUACCUUCACAGCAACCUCAUUGUGAUCCGAACGCCUGUCAGGGGUCUCUUCCAUCUGUGGCAUGAAAAGCAAUGUCUGGACGAGUUAACCCCAGAGCAGUACAAAAUGUGUAUGCAGUCCAAGGCCAUGAACGAGGCAUCUCACGGCCAGCUUGGGAUGCUUGUUUUCAAGCAAGAGAUUGAGACACACCUGCAUAGGCAGAAACUGAGCAGUAAGAAGACAUGA